Molecule: messenger RNA, 1193 nt
Organism: Manis pentadactyla (Chinese pangolin)
Lineage: Eukaryota; Metazoa; Chordata; Mammalia; Pholidota; Manidae
Gene: RNASE10
Product: ribonuclease A family member 10 (inactive)
Molecular function (GO): nucleic acid binding
Source: RefSeq, a predicted model, not a curated record
AUGGGAAAAGACUGGGGAAGGACCUCUGCCUUGGUGGGGAUAGGGCUGACUCUGGUGCAGAUCUGCUUCAUGAUGGUGCUGCUGAUGCUGAGCCUCAGGCCGGGCCUAGGAUUGGGCCCACUUGCCGCAGCUGUCCUGGAGGGUAACGAUGAGCUGCUGAAUGAAUUUUGGUCCAGUGACUCACACGACGAGGCCAAGGCCACUAAGGAGGGAGCGGGCACCCGAACCACAGAAACCUUGCUGUUUAGCAACAAAGGAGUGGUGCCACCUGGCUGGCAGAAGACAGUCCUCAGCGAAGAUGAAGUUGGAGGGAACAAGAUGCUCAGAACUGAGGCUCUCUUUCAGAGCAAAAAAGACUAUCUUAGGCUUCACCUGAUGGCCAGGGAAUGCAACACCCUGAUGGCCCCCAAGAUGAAGGAGCACAACCGCAUGCGCAUAACUGAGUACACGUUCAUCCAUGAGGAUCUAAAUACUGUCAGAAAUGUCUGUAACAGUCCUACUGUUGCCUGUGAGCUCAAGGGAGGCAAAUGUCACAAAAUCACCAGUCCUUUUGAUUUGACAUUCUGCAAGUUAUCCAGAUCAGGCCAAGUCACUCCUCACUGCAAUUAUGUCUCUUUAAUUUUUGAAAAGUUCAUUAUCAUAUCCUGUAGUGACAUGAAGGUACAGUUAAUAUCUGGACAAUGAAGCAACUUCUCCUCUUCCUCUUCCAUUCCCCUUCCUCUUUCUCAGGCUGUUUUCUGCCUCUUAGGUAUUCUGCAACAAAGAUUCUGGGAGGAGAGCUGGCCUAUUUCUUUAUCAGCUCCUCUGAAAAUAUAAUUCUUCUUUGCCCUAGCAUUGGCUCAACUUGCAUUUUGUUCCUGGGGUUAGAGGGCCGACUAGGGUAAUGAUGUAUAGUCUCUCUAGGGUCUAGGUCUCUCAGAUCCUAUCUCCUGCCCUGGAAAGAGGUUAGCAAAAAUUUGCUCUCAUCUCUUCUGUGAUUCCAGUCAUCUGUCAAUUCCCCAGUCUGUUGGGUGUUGACUGCAGGGUUUAAUGGAUCCUCUACCCAGGCUCUUCCCUGCCUCCCACCCUGAGCUUCUAGGUCAGUCACGUAAGCCUCCUGGGCUUCCCACACAGCACUUCUCUGCGGAGAAGGGAAUGGAUCUACUUGGGGAGGAGAAACACUAUGGGGUUUAAUAAAUAAAGGAGUUAAGUGG